Molecule: messenger RNA, 939 nt
Organism: Lachnellula hyalina
Lineage: Eukaryota; Fungi; Ascomycota; Leotiomycetes; Helotiales; Lachnaceae
Gene: rec14
Product: Meiotic recombination protein
Exons: 4
Coding region: 1-939 (312 amino acids)
Cellular component (GO): Cdc73/Paf1 complex
Molecular function (GO): protein binding
Source: RefSeq, a predicted model, not a curated record
AUGUCUAAACAAUACCUCACAACACAUACGGUCGAUGAUGCACACAUCACCGACAUCUUCUCCCUAGCUGUAACACCCACACAAGUCCUCUCCGCAUCAGGCGCCUCCUCCAUAAAAGUCCACUCCACUACCACCCCCGACAUCCCCCUCGCGCAAACCCUCACCAACGCCCACAAACUUGGCUGCCACCACAUCGUCACCUCUCGCAACGGGCGUAUCGCUGCCAGCGCCGGUUUCGGCGGCGAAGUCAAGAUCUGGAAUAUCUCGGAGUCGGAAGAAUGGGAAGAAGCAGGCAAGAUUGUGGACGGGAAUAAGGCUGGUGAGAUCUGGGCUAUUGCGUUGAGUGAGGAUGGACAGUUUCUAGCGGCGACAACGUAUGAUGGGCGCAUUAAUGUGUGGGACUUAGUAGAAGAUAGAAAGAAGAUCAGGGAGUAUGAGACGAAAGGGAGCUUUGGCAUGUGUAUUGAUAUUAGCCGGGAUGGGAGGUUUACGGCGAGUGGGCAUGAGAGUGGGGCAGUUUAUGUGUUCAAUAACGAUACGGGAAGGAUGGUACAUUCGUUGCCUGGCCUGGUGAAGCCUGUACGGACGGUGGCCUUUUCACCAGCGGGAACUCGUUUGGCUGCUGCUGGCGAUGCAAGAGUUAUUGCGUUGUAUGAUGUUCAACAUGGGGAGCAAGUUGCGGAUUUGACUGGUCACUCGGCGUGGAUCUUUUCCGUUGACUGGAGUGAUGCUGGCGAGUAUCUGCUUAGUGGUUCGUUUGAUGGGAAGGUCAAGGUCUGGUCUAUUGAUAGGAGAGUUUGUGUGGCUACACAUAGCGAAACGGACAAGACGUUAUGGUGCGUGAAGUGGUUGCCAAAAGUUGGGAAUAAGAGUGAGGCUUUUGCUACGGCAGGUGCAAAUCGAAGCAUCUCCUUCUACAGAGAGGCAACUGGGGGUUAA